Molecule: messenger RNA, 3850 nt
Organism: Sycon ciliatum
Lineage: Eukaryota; Metazoa; Porifera; Calcarea; Leucosolenida; Sycettidae
Product: ubiquitin-like modifier-activating enzyme 6
Exons: 36
Coding region: 210-3266 (1018 amino acids)
Biological process (GO): protein sumoylation
Cellular component (GO): SUMO activating enzyme complex; cytoplasm
Molecular function (GO): SUMO activating enzyme activity
Source: RefSeq, a predicted model, not a curated record
AUGCUGCUUGUGUUUUUAUGUUUACGAAAGCAGUAAAGGUGAAAUUUCUUUGAGGAUUCGGAGAACUGGGAUACAAUUGCAAAACGAAGUGUAUCCCCAGUGAAUAGAAGCCAAUACUGUAAAGCCUAAGGACGGCGGGUGAGGCGAAGAAAGCGAAGCCUCUGGCCUCAGGGCAGGCAGUCUUGCAACCAAUUCAGCUGAGAGCAAGAAUGACUGAAAUUGAUGAUUCUUUGUACAGUCGCCAGCGCUAUGUCCUGGGUGACAGUGCCAUGUUACGCAUGGCUCGCUGCAAUGUAUUCAUCAGCGGCAUGACUGGGCUAGGUGUUGAGACAGCAAAGAAUGUUAUCCUUGCUGGUGUUCGUAGUGUUACGGUACACGACACACAAACAGCAUGUGUCUCUGAUCUGGCCACUAAUUUCUUUCUGCGACACGAAGACACCUUGAAUGGGGGUUCUAACCGCGCCUCGGCUUGCUUACCUCGCUUAGCGGAGCUGAACCCGUAUGUGUCGGUGGUGUCUUCUUCAUCACCGUUGACCGGCGACAGUCUUAGCCAGCUGGACGAUUUUCAGUGUGUUAUACUGGUGGAUGCCACACAUUCUCUUUCCCUGCUCGUUGAUGAGUACUGUCGCAAUCAUUCGCCACCUAUCAAGUUCAUCUGUGGCAGUGUCCGCGGUGUGUUUGGGUCCGUAUUCUGCGAUUUCGGUGACAGCUUUGAGGUCGCCGACUACAAUGAUGAAGAGCCCGUGGAAGGUUUCGUUGGUGGCAUCACAAAGGCUAACCCAGGUGUUGUGAGCUGCUUGGAAAAUCAAAUUCAUGGUCUUGAGAGCGGUAUGCAUGUGCGCUUCUCCGAAGUGAAUGGCAUGACAGCGCUUAAUGGCAACUGCUACGAAGUCAAAGUCCUGUCACCGCGUGAAUUUCGAAUUGGCGAUACGAGUGGGGAAGAAUUUGCCUCCCAUGCGCAUGGUGGCAUAUUUCGACAAGUGAAGAUGCCGCAGACAGUUAAUUUUGAGUCCUUGGAAAAGCAGCUUUGCAAGCCGGAUUGCAUUAUUCCAGAUUUCUGCAAGCCCGAGGCAUCCACCCAGAUCCACGUGGCUAUGCUGGCGUUGGAACAGUUCCGUGCAGACAAUGGUGCUCUUCCCAAGGCAUGGUGUCAGGAUGACAGUGACAAGCUUGUGGAAUGUGCUGCCCGUGUCUCGUCUUCGAAUUCUGAUUUGGCGGCUUGUUUGAAUGAAGAUGUAGUGCGUGAUUUAUCCUACACAUCAUCGGGAUGCUUUGCUCCGCUAUGUGCUUCACUUGGCGGCUUUCUCGCUCAGGAGGUUCUGAAAUCUGUUUCAGGAAAAUUUAUGCCACUCAAACAACUGCUGUACAUUGACACCCGUGAAGUUCUACCUCAGCCUCGACCAACCAAAGACCUGGCUUCUGAGUAUUGCCAGCCACGAGCUGAUCGCUAUGACCCACUGAGGGUUUGUGUAGGGAACAAGGUUGUGGACAAGCUGUCCAAUCUUCGCCUCUUCAUGGUGGGCUGCGGUGCCAUCGGCUGUGAGAUGUUGAAGAAUUAUGCCAUGCUGGGCGUAGGCCAUGCUUCACAAGGUUUGAUAACGAUCACGGACAAUGACCUCAUUGAGAAAUCCAAUCUGAAUCGUCAGUUUCUCUUCCGACCGCGCCAUAUCCAGAAACCAAAGUCCACAACGGCAGCGGCAUCGGUCACUGAGAUCAACCCAGAUUUGCGCAUCGAUGCCCAUCAGGAAAAAGUUGGCCCGCAAACAGAGAAGACACACUAUCCAGACGAUUUCUUUCAAAGGCAAGAUGUCUGCGUUAAUGCUUUGGACAACGUGGAAGCACGACGCUACAUGGAUAGCCGUUGUGUGGGGAAUGCGAAAGCUCUGCUUGAAAGUGGAACUCUUGGUGCCAAGGGUCAUAUCCAGGUCAUUGUUCCUCACAUGACGGAGUCCUACUCCAGUCAGGCUGAUCCACCAUCCAAAGAUGUUCCAUACUGCACGUUGAAGUCUUUCCCUGCUAGUAUCGAGCACACGAUCCAGUGGGCUAGAGAUAAGUUUGAGACAGCAUUCACACAGAAGCCUGGCAUGUUCAGUCGCUUCUGGCAAGUGAACAAAUCACCAGACGACGUGCUGAAGGUGCUGCUAAACAACUCUAUUCCUGAGAACGCACUGCCUGCCACAAGGUUAUUGUGUAAUCGACCAUCUACAUGGUCACAGUGUGCAGCUCAGGCAAGGAUCAAGUUUGAAAAACUCUUCAACCAUCAGCCUAGAGACCUGCUGUCCGCAUUUCCUCUGGACACAACUAUGACAGAUGGAACUCUAUUCUGGCAGUCUCCGAAGCGCCCACCAACUCCACUCAACUUUGAUGUAGAGAAUGAACUGCAUAUGCAGUUUGUCACCAGCUACGCAUGCUUGCGGGCCAACGUUUGUGCAGUCAGCUACUCGACAGAGGACUUGGAGUCCGCUAGUCUGCACUCGUUGCUCAAAGAAGUGUCUGUCCCAGAAUUCCGUCCCUCUGGAAAGAAAAUCGAGACCGAUGAGAAGGCUGCUGCUCCUGCCGAGACCGAUGUGACUGAAGAUGCAAUUGAGAAAUCUACAUCUAACUUGGCCAGCUUUCUGCGCAAAGUCGAUAUCAAGCCGGACAUGCUGCGGAUGUGCCCGGAGGCGUUUGAAAAGGAUGAUGACUCCAAUCAUCAUAUUGAUUUCAUUACGGCUACUUCUAAUCUCCGUGCCGAAGUGUACAGUAUUGCUCCUGUGGAUCGCCUCAAGACUAAGCUCAUUGCUGGCCGCAUUGUUCCUGCCAUUGCCACUACUACUGCGGCCGUUGCAGGAUUGGUAACGAUCGAGCUGGUCAAAGUUGCAAUGGGUCUGGAGAUGUCAUCAUAUCGCAACGGUUUUCUCAAUCUUGCUAUCCCCGCCAUCAUCCUGUCGGAACCAGCCGCGGCCCUACGCAAUCAAGUCAUGCCAGGAGUAUACACAACCUUGUGGGAUAAAUGGGAGAUCCAGGGCAGCAGCACAAUGACUUUGCAGGAACUCAUGUCACAAGUGAAGGCCAAGUUUGGCUUAGAACCCACGAUGCUGGUGCAUGGAGUGAAGAUGGUUUACGUUCCGGUCAUGCCAGGACACAAGAAACGACUCACUCAACCUGUGGAGAAGUAUGUCAAGCGCAGCGGUGACGAUGAGUAUACAGAUUUGACAGUGGCUUUCUGUGGGCCAGAUCAAGAAGAUGUUACUGGUCCACCAGUGCGCUAUGUAUUCCAUGCCUAGUCACAACACCGGCAGCAAGUGCUGUAUGCCGGCGGCACUUUAGUGAUGGACAGAGUUCCCUGCUGUAAGUACCCCCCCCCCCCCUCCCCUCCACCAGUGUGUGCACUGCAGCAGUAGCAACAGUAGCAGCAGCGCCACCACCACCAGCAGUAGCAACAGUAGCAACAGCAUCAUCAUUGUCAACGGCUAUAACAAAUUGGGAAGCAUCGAUCAGUGUAUGGGCAGCAUCAACAACGGCUAUGAAAAUUGGUGAAGCAUCGAUCGGUGUGUGAUGGUCAACUUGCAUUUUGCGACGACAGGCAACCGUGUUCACUUGUACAGCAACUUUGCGACGAAUGGCAAUAAUGUAAUUCAGUACAUCCCAAUUUAGGAAAUAUUGGUCUUUUUGUUGUGUUCCAUUGUUGUUGUGUUCCAUGUGAAUUUUCUCUUCUUCCCCCCCCCCCCCCCCCCCUCAUUGUGUUUAACCAUUCCCAAUGUACAAGCCUAGCACUUCCUUAUUUUCAUUAUUUUGCUUUUAUUCCCUGUCUGCCUCUCUUCUGGGCGGCACAUUACAUUUGUACUCUUAUUUUUGGUAGCUCAAACCA